GGCGCAAGUGGCGACAUUACUUUUGAUGCAUAACUUUUGCUCAUAGUCGGGUAAUAUUUCAGUCGAUCAAGAUUGACGUGAGAUCGCGACGUCAUCACGUCACAAUUUCAUUGAAACUAGUUUUCGGAGCGGGAAUGGUAUGAAGACAUAUCGGUUUCGAAAAUCAAGAGAUUGCAAAAAGUUACGCGUAUCACAAUGCCGCCAAGUAGCUUACGGGUAGUGUACGCGUUCGCCAGAGAAAUGCAUCCGAAAACGACCGAUGUUUUCAUACAAUACGGCACAGCCGGAUUUCGCACAAAGGCCAUCUUAUUGGAACAUGUCGUCUACCGCAUGGGAUUGUUGGCCGUUAUCCGCUCCAGGGUGAAGAAUGGUCGCACAAUAGGAAUGAUGAUAACCGCAUCGCACAAUUUGGAACCCGACAACGGUGUGAAGUUGGUUGACCCCGAUGGUGAGAUGCUGGAAGAAGAAUGGGAGGCUAUUGCGACGAAACUUGCUAACGUCAGUGACAAUGACUUGGAAGCGACGACUAUGGAGAUCAUACAGGAGGUUCAGGCUGAUAUGACCCUCAAAGCCAGCGUAUUUAUUGGAAUGGAUACCAGGUACACAAGUCCUCGACUAGCUGCAGCAGCGGCGAAUGGCGUGAUAGCUCUGAAGGGGACACCGAAAGAGUUCGGCAUUGUGACCACACCUAUGUUGCAUUUUUUCGUCAAAUGCCGCAAUGAUAAUACCUACGGAACUCCCACCGAAGAAGGAUAUUACGAGAAAAUCAUAGGCGCAUACAAGAACAUGCGCAAGAGUCUACCAACUAUUGGGGAAUACUCCCCUUGUUUGUAUGUAGAUGGCGCUAACGGCGUUGGAGGCAAGAAAUUAAAGAAUGUGAAGAAAAACUUCGACGAAGACGAACUUGAAUUGCAUCUAUUUAACUUGGGCGGUUCUGGAGAGAAACUUAAUUUAGGUUGCGGAGCUGACCAUGUGAAAGUGACACAGACUCCAGCUAAGGGUAUACCGAGCACGCCGUACCAACGUAUCGCGUCCCUCGACGGAGAUGGAGACAGAUUGGUGUACUAUUAUACUGAUGACAAGGAAAAAAUGCAUCUGUUAGACGGAGACCGUAUUGCCACAUUACUCGCGUCGUACAUCACUGAGCUGCUGCAGCGCUGCAAGACUACGGAGAUACAGCUGGGCAUCGUACAGACUGCGUACGCUAACGGAGCUUCAACCAAAUAUAUCACUGACACACUUAAAAUACCAGUACAAUGUGUUAAGACCGGAGUGAAACACUUACACAGCGCUGCACACAAGUACGACAUCGGCGUGUACUUCGAGGCCAACGGACACGGCACCGUACUGUACAGCAGUAAGGCUAAGAAGGUCAUCGGGAGGAUAGCUCAGGAGGGCGACCCAGAGCCCCGCGAAGCAGCGAAGCUACUAAUGCAAUUUAUUGAGAUGACGAACGAGACAGUGGGCGACGCUAUAUCUGACCUCCUACUGGUGGAGACAGUGCUCUGCGCGCGCGGCAUGUCCGCCCUGCACUGGAUGCAGCUCUACCGGGACCUGCCUUGCAGGCAGCUCAAGGUUACCGUCAAGGACCGUAACACAAUCCAAACGACUGACGCGGAACGUCAGUGCACAACUCCUGAAGGAUUACAAGAACGCAUCAACGAGCUGGUGGCAAAGUAUUCCAGUGGAAGGGCCUUCGCUAGGCCUUCGGGGACUGAAGAUAUUGUUAGAGUAUAUGCAGAGGCUGAAACUCAAUUGAAAGCAGACACGUUAGCAGCGGAAGUAUGUCAAGCAGUAUUCGACCUCGCGGGCGGUGUAGGCAACCGACCCGAACUGCCUACAGCUUCAGAAGAAUAACAAAACACACGCUACUAGAUAGAAUAAGUACCUAAACUGACUUAGUCACUAAUAUUAGAAUUUAUAACGGGAUAUUUUUACUGAAAAUAACGUGAAAAUUAAUAACUGAGAAAAGCUCGACUAGUUUCAAGUCGCAACGGGACUCUUAUUCAUGGGUAGCGUCAACUCUUAAGUUUUUAUUCAAAACACGGGAUAUUUGCCGUAUUUUUGUAUUUUAUACUAGUGAACAGGAUAUUUCCGCGUUGAUCAACUGUUCACAAUCAGGACUAAGGUUCUAACAGUCUUUUUUUCUUACUAGAUGGCGUUGAUGUAGCGUAAGGUUGAUUUUUGUCCUAUCA
Messenger RNA from Spodoptera exigua (beet armyworm), 2195 nucleotides. NCBI's taxonomy places the organism in Eukaryota, Metazoa, Arthropoda, Insecta, Lepidoptera, Noctuidae. The record is from the annotation of a GenBank genome assembly.